Molecule: messenger RNA, 2534 nt
Organism: Zootermopsis nevadensis
Lineage: Eukaryota; Metazoa; Arthropoda; Insecta; Blattodea; Termopsidae
Source: RefSeq, a predicted model, not a curated record
GUAGUAGGUUAUAAAUCAGACACGUGAAACCACAUCUGAAUCGAGGAAUACAGAUACUGGUUCUUUAAUUUUACUUCCCUAGUGAACAAAAUCUUUAAUUUGAGGCGUAAUUAUAAAAGAACUGUUUCGUACAUUCUUAUAUUUCUUACACAGCCAGACAAUUGGCAGCAAGAAAUAUAUAAUUUUCUCCGUACAGAUGGAUUCCAACAGAGAAUUUGGACAACUUAAACCAUGUUUUAUUCCUAUGAUCUGCUAUGCCGCAAGCCAAAUGGAAAAUUUACAGUUAUUUGGCUGUUGGCAAAUUCUAGGAAGGUACAUAAUAGAGAAGUCAUGAAAAUGUCGAUUCCUCAUAUUGUCAACGAUGUUCAAAAUUUCAUCGUUGGAAGUUAUCCUGAUCAUUUGCCUGAAAGUAUUGGUAAUCGUUUCUCUCUGUAUCUCUCAACCAAACUGUGCCAUGGAAUUAUACUUGCCCUUAGAACACAGCUUAUUUCUUUCAUGAAUGAAGUCUGUACAUUAUCUUUGUACUCCACAUCCAGGGGCAUUGAAGGCUCCAUCCCAGGAAGACAUGAUGGGAGGACGAGACCUGAUGGAGAACCUCACCUCAAACGACAGAGAAUACAUGAGCCAACUUCUGAAGUGGAAGUCGACCCCAGAACUUCAAUUAUGGUGUUGGAGGACCUUGGCAUUGAUCUUCUUGACCACUUGGAGGUGAAUGGUGCAGCUGUAAGAGUUCCAGAGGACAGAAUUACGCUGCGGGAUGAAAUGGCACCCGUUCAGCUGCUCGGGGUAGAUAGUCAGGGCUUUGGUGAAAUAUCUGCAGCAGACCUAGAAACAUUUGUGCAACCUCAGGAUCAAGAAGGGAAAGGUCCUGGCCCACAAGAACAAGCACCAGAAAUUGAUGAAUCCUUUGUUCCUGCUCCUGCAAUUGAACAACUUCCAGGAAUCCAUGUGGAAAUUCAAAGACCUACAGAGUUUCCUUCAGAAUCACAAAUUCCUGUAACAGUGGCAGCACCUGAGGAUGAACACCCACCUCCAGCUCCACGGUCAUCAACCCCUCUUCCUCCUCCCAUUACUCCUCCACCGCCACCUCCUAGAACAAGGAGAGUCUCCGCUCCGCCACUUGUACUUGACGAAGACGUUCACAUUACCCUUCCAUCAAGGAGACCACGGAAAAAAAGAGUUCCAUUCCAAGAUGUGCAGAUGCAGAUAUCAACACAAGACAUGAGAGAACAAAUGCAAUCAUGGGAAGACACCACAAGGGUUCAGGAUGCAAGUGAAGACCAUCUCGUUAUUGAUCAACAUCGAUACAUCAUUCCUGCCCAGAAGUUACUCAGAACAGUCAGAAACCGACUUCUUCCUGAUGAACUGAAAAACCUGUUUAACAGAAACAUGUUCACUCAGAGCAUGCUUGAUGACUCACUGGAGGAGGAGUCUCACAUUUGGCAACCUGGAACUUCCAGUAGCUCACUACCUUCUGUGAGUGCAGAUGAGACUCCUCUGUUGUACCCAGACAUCAGUGCAAGGCCUGAGAGGUCUCCAGUUCCGGCUCAUGUCCUAGAAACAAUUACAGAAGGAGCAGAAGUUGAAGCUGAAGUUGAACAGGUGCCAUGUGACACCACCAUUCCAGCAGAAGUUCCGCAGGAGUUGCAAAUUACGGCUCAAGAGCUGCCAACAGAUCAACUCAUGCCUGAAGAGCCAUCCACAGUUCGGCCACAAGAAGAGCCUGAAAUUCAACUUGUCAGUCAUGUACAAGAAAUAAGUAGCCCUAAAAGGUCUGAAGAGCAACUUCAACUGGACAUUGAGAUGAUGAUGCAGAAGUUAAGGUCUCUGUGGGAUGCAGGAAUUCAGGUCACAUUUGGCCAUAUCUGUCCUCCAGCCUCUACUGAUCGGAUCACAGCAAUGACAACUUUUGAACUUUUACUUCACAUGCAUCAUCUAAACAUUGUGCUCCUCAGACAAAGUCUGCGCAUCUGCCCUCCAACUCUUCCGCGUGAACCAGUAAUAAUUCACCCUGGACAGUGAAGUAUAGUUUCCACUGCUGAUAGCUUUGCCAUGUAUGUUUAAUGGGUACAGUGAGUUUCAUUAUGACUCGAGUUAUGUACAUAAUUUAAUUAAAUGCAAUAGUGAGUUAUCACAUUAAAAUACUGUAAUCACUUAUAAAACUAAUUCAUAUUAAAAUUAAUACAUUUUAUCAUAAGUUUUAUCUGGUUGAAUGACUAUUAUAACAAAUAUUCUAAUUACUUAAAGGAAUAAUAGUUUCUUGCUAAUACUGUACUAACAUUAAAUGUAGUUUUAUUUGUACUAACAUGUCGUGGGGUGGGGUGAGACUUUAGAGCUGAUAAUUCUAACCUUGAGGCUCUAGGUCUAUGUGACUUCCCAAAUGUCACUACGAAAAUAUUGUAACAAAGAACUGUAAACAGAAACCAACAUGUAAAGGGUUAAUGUCCUAAGUGACUGGUAUGUUCUGUUCGAAAGGAACUGUUUUGUCUGCCAAUAUUUGACUAAUUUAAAUUAAAUACAGAAUUUAUGCUUAA